ACGAGGCGAUCCGCGUUUGCGCGAUUCGGUCGGUAGCGUGCGCCGGGCGGUGGUGGCGGGCGGUUAACGCAUCUCACCGCGGCAGUAGUCGAUAUCCUUGCACGGACCGAUCAGCAAGGGCAACACGUUCCUAGGCAAACCUGGCCGUGAGAUCGCGAGAUCGGGUCGUCAGAAGGGAAGUGUGGAGCGGAGAGAGGAGGAAGUCAAACCGGGGUUGUAGAGAGCUUCUCUUACAGCCACAAAAGAGUUGCGUCAUCGACUACAUUUCGAUUAUAGUGGUAGUCGUCGGCGCGCUACACCGUGAGCAGAGAGAGGUCGCAAAAGAGGCGGUAAACUAGCAUCGAUCGAGGCUGGUGAUUCGUCGCAUGCUCAUCCCGGCGGCUCCUGUGUAAGAGGUCGACCGCGGUCGAAAGGAGGGAAGGCGAGGCAGGAAAGGAAAUCGAAUAUAGAGAAAAAGGUAAAGAGAUCCCACUCGACGACAACAAAGAGGCCAGGCAAUCGCAACGCGAUUGGAGCAGACACAAGACUAUAUAAUAAUAUACCGGGACGAUUGAGCAAGGCGAGACAAGCACGGCUAGGCUUGUUACAGAAUGGCGUGGGGUUAUUGGAGCGCAACUUCCGUCAGCGAUCGGGGUCGGUCACCUCGUCGCGAGAAGGACAAACAGCAUCAGUGCUUGCAUCAGUCGUCGCAGCAACAACAGAUGCAUCAGUCGGAAUUAUCGGCGCAAAGCACCUAUAGCACCGUGCAGCAGGAGCGAGAACUCGGUCCCGGUGUCGCGGGGGUUGCGACGGAGGAACCACCCUGUAGCAUGAUGAUCCAGGGUGGUUCUUUUUAUUCGUACUCGGCAGCAACGGCGGCUGCCGCCGCGAGCCGUCGUGUCUCCACCGCCGUUGUCGAGGGUGGUGGUGGUGGUCCAUCCUCUUCCUCUGCUACCUCCACCGGCAUCCAAGUGUUACCGCGCGAGCGCCACGUGAAACCCGGCAUGUAUCCACCAUCGCCGGGUAGCGGCGACUCGGCUGAAUACGAGCAACCAAUCAUCGGUCACCUUCGCGCCGCCGACAUUUCGCCACCUCCUCGCAUCAGUAGCCCAUUGCAUCAUCAUCAUCUUCAUCAUCAUCACGAUGACAUCUUUGCGCAGCCCAGCACAUCGUCCAGAUCAACAAAAUUGCUUCAGUGUCCGCCGGAUGCCGCCGAGGGUAUGGAUGAGCUGUCCGAGACCGAGUUUGAGGAAGUGAUAGUCAACGCCGAAUUAAUUUAUGGCCGCAACAUCGGGCCCACCGCGACGUGUCGCGUGCACGGACCAUAUAAUCAGCAGCAGCAGCUGCCACCUCUGUUACCGGAGUCCGCGCCCUCGAUGACGUCGCUGCUCGACGUCGAGCCUAUGGGUCCGUCGCAGUUCCAGUUCAACGAGAUCACCUGGGUUUUUCCGAACGUACCGCCUGCUCCUGGAAAGUGGUGUCAGGGAGAAGACAGAAGCAUCUACAGACGUCGUGGCGCUCGUAGGUGGAGGAAGCACUAUCGGGUGAACGGCCAUGUUUUUCAGGCGAAACGAUUCAAUCGGAGGGCAUUUUGCGCGUUUUGCCAAGAUCGAAUUUGGGGCCUCGGACGACAGGGAUUCAAGUGCAUUCAAUGCAAACUGCUCGUGCACAAAAAAUGCCACAAAGUGGUGCGCAAGCCGUGCCUGACUCAGCAACAGCAGCAACUGCAGAGUGCGGAGUCCCUGACGAUCGACAGAAAUGGCGAUCAACAGCUUGAUCCGUAUCCGUGCGAUCCGACAUCUCAUCUCGAGGAUGAGAUGUCGGAGUUGCGGAUCGAGGAGCAUUCGCGCGAUCAUAUCGGAAGUGAGGAAGGGGAAGAACUGCCGUUAGAUACACUAAACGAGGGCGACACAUCGAACGAUAUGCAACGGCAAUACUCGUUGAACGACUUCGAGCUAAUCAAAGUGAUCGGCCGUGGUUCCUAUGCCAAGGUCUUGAUGGUGGAGCUAAAACGUACUAAGAGGAUCUACGCCAUGAAAGUUAUCAAGAAGUCUCUGGUGACGGAUGACGAGGACAUCGAUUGGGUACAAACGGAAAAACACGUGUUCGAGACAGCUUCGAAUCAUCCCUUCCUGGUAGGCCUGCACUCCUGCUUCCAAACGCCUUCGCGCCUGUUUUUCGUGAUCGAAUUCGUGCGCGGUGGCGAUCUCAUGUUUCAUAUGCAGAGACAGCGUCGUCUUGAGGAGAAAGACGCGCGGUUUUAUGCAGCCGAGAUCAGCUUGGCGUUAAACUUUCUACACGAAAAGGGAAUUAUAUAUAGGGAUUUGAAACUGGAUAAUGUAUUGCUUGAUCAUGAAGGACAUAUUAAGCUUACGGAUUACGGAAUGUGCAAGGAGGGUAUCCGGGAGGGCGACAACACUGGCACUUUUUGCGGCACUCCCAAUUAUAUCGCUCCUGAAAUUCUCCGUGGCGAGGAAUAUAGCUUCUCGGUGGACUGGUGGGCUCUAGGGGUUCUUUUAUACGAGAUGUUGGCGGGCCGCAGCCCCUUCGAUCUCACUGGUGCAGCCGAGGAGCCGGACAAGAAUACUGAGGAUUUUCUAUUUCAAGUUAUUCUGGAAAAGACUAUACGUAUACCGCGAUCGUUGUCCGUUAAGGCAGCGUCUGUUCUUAGAGGAUUUCUUUGUAAAGAUCCCGCGGAGAGGCUAGGUUGCAGAAAGAGACCCUCUGGUUUUCUUGACAUCGUCUCCCAUCCUUUCUUUAAACCGAUCGAUUGGGAAAUGUUGGAACAAAAACAGGUAACAACACCUUAUACGCCACAAUUGGAUUCAGAUCGUGAUCUAGCAAACUUUCCGCCUGAAUUUACGGACGAAGAAGUUCGUUUGACUCCGGAUGAUCCGAAGCUAAUUGAGAAGAUCGAUCAGAGUGAAUUCGACGGUUUUGAGUAUGUAAAUCCUCUAUUAAUGUCACUAGAGGACUGCGUGUGACAAGAGCCGAUUCUCAUUGUGCAGCGUCACAAUCAAGAUUUACAGCAACAGCAGCAGGAGCAGCAACAGCAACAGCAGCAGUAUCAAUUGCAGCAAUGCUAUAUGUACGAAUUGCAAGAUAGACUCGCGAAACUUCGUAUUGAUCCCCUGCUCCCCGUUGUCGGGUCAAGCAAUCGAAGUUAUCACAAUAACGUAUUUCUAAUGACAUACUCGGAGGAGAAUGAGAACGACAAUAAUUAUAAUGAACAUCAUCGACAGCUAUCGCCGCCCUUCCCGUUCCGAUAU
Formica exsecta is the source of this 3248-nucleotide messenger RNA. RefSeq names its product atypical protein kinase C (gene aPKC). Gene Ontology annotation, biological process: establishment or maintenance of cell polarity; protein phosphorylation. NCBI's taxonomy places the organism in Eukaryota, Metazoa, Arthropoda, Insecta, Hymenoptera, Formicidae. The record is from RefSeq and is a predicted model, not a curated record. The transcript has 8 exons. Bases 591 to 2963 code for a protein of 790 amino acids. Gene Ontology annotation, molecular function: protein serine/threonine kinase activity; ATP binding; protein binding.